AUGGAUCCGAAACCUCCCUCUGUGGCUGGCAAGCCAGCUGCAUAUGGCUAUUCUUGCGCCACCUGCGCCCAGUCCAAGCGCAAAUGCGUUGUUCGCGCCGCGGGCGGCCCGUGUCAACGGUGCCAUCAAACGAAGAAAGAAUGUACACCGGCAAAGACGGUACGACGGCGAGGAAUUACGAAAAAGCCUGCCGCUACCUCGAAAGCAAAUCGACUGGAAGAAAAGAUAGACUACCUCGUAUCUCUGAUGAAUGAUGCAAAGGCCUCUUCAAAGCAAGGCAUCAACCAGAAGAAUGAUCCGGUACCAACUUCGGAACAUGGAUAUCCCUUAAACCACCCCGAUGGGGACCAAAAUAACACAUGUACACCAGCUACGAUAGGCUCAAUAUGCUCACCAGGUAUAAGUGAGCUCACCUCACAUGAGUCAGAAGAAUGCCUCAAUCACUUCCGGACGUUUAAGUUACAAUACUUUCCAUUCGUUUACAUUCCCUCCGAAAAGAGUGCUGUGCAACUUCACAAAGAGCGACCUUUUCUUUGGCUUUGUGUCAUGGCCAUCAGUACCAAGUCCACCGCUCGUCAACAUGAUCUUGGUCUUAGAAUACGUCAAAUAGUAGCACAGGAGAUCGUAGUUCAAUCUGAUAAAAGUAUUGAUCUUUUAUUAGGACUGCUCACAUUUAUUGGCUGGGCGAGCUAUCAGUUCCACCAAUUCCAUCCAAAGCCUUUUCUAUCUGUCUUCACACAUCUUGCGACAUCAUUGGUCUUUGACCUUGGUCUGAACAAACCAGUCCAAGUAACGACAUCGACCUUCAAUCUUAACCAGUGCCCGCGACCUUCCACACCUCGUACUAUGGAAGAGCGCAGAGCAGCACUGGGUUGCUACCUGGUGACAUCGAUAAUAUCUUCAUUUCUUCAACAGAUCGAAAUAUUUCGAUGGACACCACAUUUGGAGGAAUCCUUGCAAAUUCUAGACGAACAAAAGCAAUGUGCCAACGAUGAGAUCCUGGUCCAACUGGUUCGAAUGCGUCUCAUAGUUGAGAAAAAAAGAGCUCAGUGGGCAUGGUUGAAUGAUACACCCGGAGCUGUUGGACUCGCUGAAGACGCAACCGCCCUGUUCUCUGACGUGAAGGUUGAAAUAUUCAGAUCUUCACCGAAAGACGUGGUUUUACUCCAUCUUUAUAGUAAUGAGCUCGAAAUCACCGCCUCCUUCUUAUCUUUCACUCCCAGCGAUGUCAAAACAUCCCAACAAGACCAUCUUUAUCAGGCUCUCACAUCUAUUAAUUCGUGGUUCAAUAUUUUUCUGAUGAUACCCCCAGCAGAAUAUGUUUCGUUCACUUUCGCUAUUUUUUCCCAGAUCUCUCGCUGCCUUCUCGCCCUCUACCGCCUUGCAACACUCGAUGCUCCAAACUGGGAUAAGAAUCAUGUUCAACAGACUGCAAAUCCCCUUUCUAUUUUGGAUCGGCUCGUCAAUGUUCUAGAGCAAGUUCCUGCCGUUGUUGGCAUUAACAAUAGCAGUUAUCCUAAUGGGGACAUCUUUUCUCGGUCUGUCGAGAUUCUUCGAUCUGUUCGCCCUGAAUGGGAAGCGCAGCUGGGCUCCGAUGAUAUAGGCUCUGUUGAGCCUUCUCCACACGAUAUCAAUGGGAUUCGUAUGCCGGAUGCUUCAUUCUUUGGAGAUGAUAACCUUUUUGAUAGCUGGUUAAUGGAGCUUGUGUCUUCGACUUUUAACUCCUGA
Molecule: messenger RNA, 1728 nt
Organism: Aspergillus pseudotamarii
Lineage: Eukaryota; Fungi; Ascomycota; Eurotiomycetes; Eurotiales; Aspergillaceae
Product: Zn(II)2Cys6 transcription factor domain-containing protein
Exons: 5
Coding region: 1-1728 (575 amino acids)
Biological process (GO): regulation of DNA-templated transcription
Cellular component (GO): nucleus
Molecular function (GO): transcription cis-regulatory region binding; DNA-binding transcription factor activity, RNA polymerase II-specific; zinc ion binding
Source: RefSeq, a predicted model, not a curated record